Messenger RNA from Desarmillaria tabescens, 483 nucleotides. RefSeq lists its product as uncharacterized. The coding region runs from base 1 to 483 and encodes 160 amino acids. NCBI's taxonomy places the organism in Eukaryota, Fungi, Basidiomycota, Agaricomycetes, Agaricales, Physalacriaceae. The record is from RefSeq and is a predicted model, not a curated record. The transcript has 7 exons.
AUGGCUCGCACGAAGGCUAAGAAUCAAGACAAUGGCGACGAGUUCAGCUUUAUGGCGUCGCAGGCGAGUAAUGGUAGCGAUGACCAAAUGCUUCAGCAGGCUCUCGCCGAACGCGUCUUUGCUACCAAGGAAAAGAAGAAGAAAGAAACAGAGAAAAAGUUUCUGGCUGCCGCGCAAAAGCACCUUUUGAAAGAGGUUACGAACGCGUCGGCAAACAUUCAGUCUACGUAUCAGGCGGCCAACGAGGAAUUCCAACGAUUUACAAUGGAAUACGCGUCCAUAGAAGACGAGAUACGAGCCCUGUGGGAUCGCCUCCACCAAGAACAGCAGUUGCUAGCUAGCACAGCUGAGAAACGACGAAAUACGCUGCUAGCUUCGGCUCAAACUUACGAAGCCAAACACAUCAAGGCGAUGGGUCUCGUGAAAGAGGCCUGUAACGAGAACGAUAGAAUAGUUACGGCUUUGAUCCCCCAGAAUGCUUGA